Messenger RNA from Oncorhynchus nerka (sockeye salmon), 1234 nucleotides. Its product is annotated as zinc finger CCHC domain-containing protein 2-like. The transcript is spliced from 4 exons. The coding region runs from base 410 to 1234 and encodes 274 amino acids. The record is from RefSeq and is a predicted model, not a curated record. NCBI's taxonomy places the organism in Eukaryota, Metazoa, Chordata, Actinopteri, Salmoniformes, Salmonidae.
AUUGACAGGUCAGAGUGCCGUCUACAGUGAAGGAGAAAUGAAAACUAAAGCUUGUCGCCGAGAGUCUCUCUGAAUAUUACUGAAAAAUUGAUUUGCUUCUGUUGAUUCUGCAUUACACAGCAGUUAGACGAUCAAAGGAUGUAGCUAUAUUUAACAGUCAUUUACGCCUUGAAGCCUUUCCAGUCGAGACGAUAAUGCUUAAAACGAAGCUGCCCAUGAGACCGCGGAGGCAGGAGAUGAUACGGCCGAGGAACAGCCGGAUCUCCAUAUUCCCAGAUCGGUCUCUCCCACGAUCUCGGACAGGCUCGAAGAUUCAUCCAGACACCCAGGAUAUCCAUCUCAAUUGGACAAAGAGACCGUUUUCGAGUGGUUUGGUUUGCAUCUAAAUCCUGCCAAGCGGAUCGAGUUAAUGUGCGGACUGCUGCAUAUGUGCCAGCCGCUCGAACUCCGGUUUUUGGGCUCCUGUCUGGAAGACUUGGCACGGAAAGAUUACCCGAUUCUACGGGAUGUCGAGAUCAGGGCGAACUGUCCGAAUGAUUUGGGCAUUUUAUCUGAUGUUAUCGACCCGGUGGUGCGCUCCAAACUGCUGGUCUGCUUAUCUCUUCUGCGAUCUGACAGCAGGGAGUGUGCGGGAAUACUAUUUCAGAUAUUGAACCAUAUGGAUCCCUCCUUGUUCUACAAAAACUAUCCCGGUUAUUCUGUUUCUCCCUUCAGGGACCCGUUCCAUCCUUCGCGUGUGGACGGGAAAACGUUCAGGAGAACAGAGCAUAUUUGCGGGCGUCCAAUAGAGGAAGCAGUCGGACCCUUGGAGCAGUUUGCGUUGCUUUUUACUAUGGCUUCGUUGCAUCCAGCGUUUCCUUUUCAUCAAAGAGAAACCCUUCUAGUGCAUCUGGACAAAAUCAAAUUUGCCACAGAGGAUAGACAGCAGAAUCCGUACAGAAUAAACGCCCAGGCCCAGGAAGCAGAGUACCUGGGCCCAGCUGCCGUCACCACUGAAGCCAGUCUGGAUGAGAGGACGCAGGGGCAGAGACAGUGUGCCAGCCAGACACCCCCCAGCUGCAGGACCCAGAGGGAAGCUGUACAUAUAGAGAAGAUUGUACUGAAGGGGAUGUCACAGAGCAGGACAGACAGGGAAUACAAUUUUGAGACCAGGUGUAACCACGCCAGCCCAGGACCUCCACAUCCGGCCUCUUUACCUGAGGGAUCAUCUGAGACCUGCCACCUGGACAGCUGA